Molecule: messenger RNA, 617 nt
Organism: Aethina tumida (small hive beetle)
Lineage: Eukaryota; Metazoa; Arthropoda; Insecta; Coleoptera; Nitidulidae
Product: protein BUD31 homolog
Exons: 3
Coding region: 95-529 (144 amino acids)
Biological process (GO): mRNA splicing, via spliceosome
Cellular component (GO): nucleus; spliceosomal complex
Source: RefSeq, a predicted model, not a curated record
AAACGUCAAAAACAACGUUUGUGGUUAACUUGUGCAAAACAUUUCAAAAAAUUUGUUUGAAUAUUUCAAAAGUGUAACCGAUAUAUUUAUUACCAUGCCUAAAGUCCGAAGAAGCAAAAAACCUCCACCGGAGGGUUGGGAAUUGAUAGAACCGACUUUGGAUGAACUGGAGCAAAAAAUGAGAGAAUCUGAGACCGAAUCACAUGAGGGCAAACGUAAAAACGAAUCGUUGUGGCCAAUUUUCAAGAUCCAUCAUCAGAAAUCAAGAUACAUAUUUGAUCUAUUCUACAGACGGAAAGCCAUCAGCAGAGAAUUGUAUGACUACUGUUUGGCUGAGAAUAUUGCUGACAAAAAUUUAAUAGCCAAGUGGAAGAAACAGGGAUAUGAGAAUUUAUGUUGUCUUAGAUGUAUUCAAACACGGGACACAAAUUUUGGGACAAAUUGUAUUUGUCGAGUGCCCAAAGGGAAAUUAGAAGAGGGAAGAAUUGUUGAAUGUGUUCACUGUGGAUGUAGAGGAUGUUCUGGCUAAUUGAGAAUUCUUUUUAUUUACAUUGAUGUAAUUUUACCCUUAUUAUUGUACAAGAUAAAUAAAACACAAAAUAAUGAAAAUACAUUUA